Messenger RNA from Malus domestica (apple), 810 nucleotides. Lineage: Eukaryota; Viridiplantae; Streptophyta; Magnoliopsida; Rosales; Rosaceae. The record is from RefSeq and is a predicted model, not a curated record.
AUGGUGUUAGAUAGCGGGUUGGAGACGGGAAAAGCAAAUAUCCGAAAGGAUCCGUGGUUACCGACACCUACCACCUUCUUGGCUAACCCGUUGGAUAGUCUAGAAGAAAUCAAGGUCCGGGACUUGAUUGACCCAAUCUCAAAAUCUUGGAAAGAAGAGGUCAUCUCGGCCGGUUUCAACCGGGAUGAAGCUAGGAAAAUUUUAAGUAUACCCCUAAGCAAAUCUGGCUGCCUUGACAGAUUAGUUUGGCAUUAUACGGUGAAUGGAGAUUACUCUGUUAAAACUGGAUAUGGAGUGGCAAUGAGCUUGAUGGAGAAUGGCGCCCUGGGCAGGAAUGGACGGGGUGCGCCUAGUGAGCACCGAAAGAACAAGUUGAUAUGGAAAAUGAUUUGGACGUUGCAGGUUCCCAACAAAAUCAAAUUUUUCAUAUGGAAGUGCUGCAACAAGGCUCUGGCGGUGCGACACAACCUGCAACGCCGUCAAAUACGAGUCGAAAACAUCUGUGGGGUAUGUCACACUUUUGAUGAAUCGGAAAAUCAUUUAUUCUUCCAUUGUGAAUUUAGCCAUCGUUUCUGGUUUUGUUCUCCUCUACACAUAAAUUCUCAUGAGUUGGCCGGUGCCGACUUCCUGGAGAGUUGGGAUAAAAUAUGUUCCAGAAUCAAGAAUAUGGAAAAGAAAGAGGAGAUUCUCCAGGAGGUUGCGUUUGGUCUGUGGCGUCUCUGGAAGAAUAGAAAUGAAGUGGUAUUUAAUGGUGUACAUAGACAACAUUUGGAAGUCAUGACUCUAUGGGGAAAGAAUAUUUCUGAGUAA